This is a messenger RNA of Lactuca virosa, 832 nucleotides long. The record is from the annotation of a GenBank genome assembly. NCBI's taxonomy places the organism in Eukaryota, Viridiplantae, Streptophyta, Magnoliopsida, Asterales, Asteraceae.
AUGGUUUCUAUCUGUGGCAUAGUUCAAAAUACAACUGACAGUGUAUUUUUAUAUGAGGUCAGCAUCUUCAGUAGUUCUUGCAUCCUCAUUCAAAUCAGAGAAAAAAGGAGGCGAGGUUGCAGGCAAACCGGAGGCUUAUGGAAGAAUAUUUGGAUUGCAUCUAGUACAAUAAUGUCCUACGAGGUUGUGUAUGAACACAUGAAAUGUGUGGGGAGAUGGAUAUUAAAGAUGUAGAAAUUGAGGCUAAACAUCAACAAAUGUGAAAGUUGUGGAAAUGGAUACAAAAAUUGCAACAAUAGAUCCCAAACAUCAGGGGGAGUUAAGAAUUAAGGGUUCAACAAUCGACUAAAAAAAAUUGUAUCAUACAUUUGCGAGGGAUCAAUGAUGGAUCACAAAAAUCUGAUAUCAUACAUUUGCGACGGAUCAGCAACGGACUACAAAACAAAUAUGGAGAUCUGAGACGGAUCAGCGACAGAAUAUUGUUACUAAGUUUUGUCGCUAGAUGACCUAAAUAAGUGUAGUAAGUAACCAUUUGCGAUGGAUAAUCUGUCGCUAAAUCGUCGCAAGGAAAAACCAAUCUGUCGCAAAAUCCCUGGCUGGCACAUUAGCCAUGCUUAAAUUAGCUAAGGAGUUUGUCUGUUGCUGAUCCGUUGCAAACAAUCAUUAGCAACAGAUUAGCGACGGAUUGGUCUGUCGCUGAAACUCUUGUUUCUAGUAGUGGAUAUAACUUCAUACAUUUUUCUUAAAUAUUAUGUUUUCGUUUUCCACUCCAUAAACAUACAUACACGUGAAACAUUCAUCAUUUAGUUAUAGGAGGAUACAUUAAUCGCAG